Aspergillus thermomutatus is the source of this 3453-nucleotide messenger RNA. RefSeq lists its product as uncharacterized. The transcript is spliced from 2 exons. Bases 1 to 3453 code for a protein of 1150 amino acids. NCBI's taxonomy places the organism in Eukaryota, Fungi, Ascomycota, Eurotiomycetes, Eurotiales, Aspergillaceae. The record is from RefSeq and is a predicted model, not a curated record.
AUGGCGGGGUCAGGCAAGAAGAGCAAAGGCAAACCCGGAGGGAAGCAAAAGAAUAAGAAGGGGAAGAACCAAGAAGCGUCUGAAAACCCCUCUGAACCCCCUUCCGUCGAGCAGCAAGAUCAACAGCCGCAACCGGAGGUCGACGUCGAGCCUCCUUCCGAGCAAGAAGAUCAGCAGCCACAAGCUGAGGUCGAAGGCGAACCUCAGCUAGCCGAAAUUCACGAACCGGAAUCAAAUCUUCUUCUGCAGUCUGUCCCGGAACCUGCCCCAGAAUACGGACAGGGCCCGGAACAAGUACCAGAACUGGAGCACCCUCAACCUGUUGCAGAGACAGCCUCGGCUGUGGUUGAAAACUGGGAAGUCCCUCAGUCAUCGACGAACUUGGACAAAGACGGUUUCUCGAGUCAGCCGCAGGCAUUGAACGAUGUGCAGAACAUCUUUGAAGCGACUCACGAGUCCAUUCUGGAGGAAUUAGCGGCACCGGACCCUCUGGUGGAGGCUGUUGAGACGAACCCUGAGCCAAACGACGGUCUAAGUGGGCAGAGUGACGCUGCAGAGCCCCCAGAGCCGACCCCAGUCACAGCACCUCAGACCCCCAUGUUUCCCGAAGCAGCAGCAGCUUCUUCAUUUCCGUUGCCGUCACCGUCUCUGACGGAAACUCAGUACAUAGCGGCGUCUCCUCGCUCGAAUCCCGCUUCAUUGGCGCCAAAUCCUUCCUCAGAAGCCGAAGUCGAUUUCCCUCAUCCUCAACAAGAGCUCAAUCCACCUGCGGACCAAGCCAUUUUGCCAGCACUGGACCCUGCUUCGUCCUCACGACCCGUAUCUCCUGCACCUGUAGCAGCAUCUACCGAACCGGAAGCAUUUUCGUCUGUUUUCCGGACUGCCUCGCCUGCCCCAGAACCGGCAUCACCUGCGCAACAUAGUGCAUCUCCUGUCAAUCAACCUGCCUCUCCUGCGUUUCAUACAGCUUCGCCUGCAUCAAAGCCAUCUUCGCCCAUUCCACAGUCUGCAUCGUCUCAGUAUAGAGCCGCCUCGCCCGUCUACCCUACUGCUUUUCCGACUCAACGGAUUGCCUCCCCCAUGGCGAAGCCAGCGUCUCCCGCGCAAAAAUAUGCCUCGAAGCCGGCCUCUCCCGUUGCAAAGGUCAGCAGCCCGCUUGCUCGUGCCUACAUGUCUCCAGCGAUUUCGCCACACGCUACGCCGUUAGGACCUCCCCCGCCAGUUCCCAGCGCGCCUCACUCAAUCGCUCCUGGCUAUGCCACCGCUUAUCAAUCACCUGUCUUGAGUUCUGCCGGUUACCUGCCUCCUUAUGCUCCUUACUAUCACCAGCCUUCUCCAAAUAUGCAUCCGACCCCUCGCGGCUCAAUAGAUCCUCACUAUGCGUCGACUUUCCAAGCCCUCCGUGAUAUGGGGUUGCCAAAUGGGCACGGUGUGAAUGACAGGGGGACCAUUUCACCCCCUCAGGAGCACGACGAGCCUGUUGAGCUUCUGCAACGAAUCCAAGAUGCUAUCCCGGACAUCAACCGCUUGCUCAGUGGGUACAAGAACACAAAAAGCAAGCUUGUAGCCCGAGAGGCUGAAUUUAAGCAAAUGGAAAGUCAGCAUGAACAGGAAUUGAUGCACAAGGACUUCUACAUCGAAGCGCUGCAGAAUCAGAUGAGAAAGGCAGCGAACGAGAGUGCAGAGGAAGCAACGAAAUUGAAGAAUACCAUAAACGAACUCAGAAUGGAACUAGGCAACCUCGAGGAGAAGAGGAAGGACAUUGAAGAGAGCCUCGCGGACUCGGAAAAGUCCAACCAGGAGCUUUUGCAAACGAAAUCCGAACUGGAAGGGCAGAUCGCCGCUCUGAACACGAACAUCCAAGAAGCGCGGGAGGCGCACGAGCAGGAAUUGGAACGUCAGAAGGAGGAGAGGGCCGAAGCUCUUGCAAAUCAGAAGCAAGAGUUGACUGAGCUAUUCGAGGAAAUCAAGGCCGAAGACGAGAAAGCUGCGGCGGAAGCUUUGGAGGCUCGGGAGAAGGAAUUACUCGACCAGCAAGAGGCGAUGAAGGCAGAAUACGAGAGGGAGAAACAACAAAUACAGGAAUUGCACGAUGCCCUGCAGUCCGAGUUCGACUCCAAAGUGACUGAACUGGAAUCGAAGGAAGUCGAACUGGCCUCUACGAAGGAGGAGCUUGGAUCCAAAGUCACCGAAUUGGAGUCGACCAAGACCGAGCUUGACGCCAAGGUUGCGGAGUUGGAGUCGACUCAGACUGAAUUAAACUCCACGAAGAACGCACUCGAUGAGAAGCAGGAGGAGCUGGAUCAAAAGGAACAGCGCUGGACUGAAGAACGCACUGACUUGGAGGCUCGGAUUUCCGAGAAGUGUGAAGAGCUGGCCAACUGCGAGCGCGAGAACAAGAAGCUGGAGGAAGACAAUCUGCUGAAGGAGCAACAGCUUGAACGUGCAGUUGAGGGGAUGCGCACCACGAUUGACAAUUUGGGCAAGGAUUGCGAAAGGCUGAGGAAGACACUCCACAGUCUUGGAGAAGCAACUGAUCUCAAGAGCACCAAGGGAGACUCAUUCUUUUUGGACUGUUUCGACCAGCUCUCUCGUCUUAUCGUUUCCUUGUCCAAGGAGCAUUUCACGUACCUGCCGAUUGAUCCUCCCAAGGACAUCUUGUCUAAGAUACCUCCGGAGCUACCGUCGUUCCUUGAUAAUACGCCAGCGUCGCGGGAACUGCGUUCAGCAUAUGUACAGCAUGUCAUCUCAAAGACUUUGACCUACCGGAUCUUCCAGCCGUUUUUGUUCACUCUGGGCAGGCGAUACGACAAGGCGGACACUUUCUUCCAGAUGCUUUCAAUGGAUAUUCGCCGCAAGUCCGUCAGACGGGAAGCAUUCUGGAGGCAGCAGACACUGAAGGCAGCAUAUACAACAUCGGACGCGAAACAGUCGAUCAACGUCGUGGCCGCGGUGAUUGUCGACGAAAUCAUCGAUCAUCUCAAACACUUCGCCGACCCACGACAUCUCGAUUCCCUGCUCAUCGGUGUGCGCAAAAUUGUUAAACUCGCGGCCGAGACCUGGAGACUGGCUCGUGUAGAACGAGAACUGAUUCUGGCUAGCCUUCCGGCUCCGGAUGCCGAAGGCGUUUCUAAUGAUGGCUGGGGCGAAUACGGGACCCCGAAAGAGGGCAGCGCCAGUCCCAGGAACGACCCCAGUCGACAUGUCGUCUUGCGGACUUUCCCUCAGAUUACCCGGGAGGCUGCACACGAGGAUUUCGCCGAGGAUGAGGAAAAGGCCAGUCCUUGCACGUACUCAAGAGGGACUGUCUUGUAUUCUGACUCGCCGGUUGUGAUGGCGCGUCUUCAGGAACUUGCGAAGAAGUCGACCGAAACACUGGCCAGUGGAGAGGACUCGCCGCGUCGUGGCUCAAGAGGAUCACUCCGCUCGGUGGAAGUCACUGCACAAGGAUAA